CAAGGGCACGUGUAGGUUGAACUCUGGAUGGGCGCGGCCGAGCGGCUGGUCCCAUUGGUGAGGGAUCGCUUCGCCGAGUUUCAGAGGCUUGCUCAGGCCAGAGGAGCCCUGAGCGCGCAGGGGCCUGCGGGAAGUCGCGGGUUGUCAGGCAGCAGCUUUGUGGGCGAUGGCACCAAGUCCAGUCCUUUUGGCUCGCAAGCUGCCCAGCCCAGCGUGCCUGAGGCCAACAGCUUCAUGAGGGAGUUCUUCGGCUGUGUGCGUGAACUCCAAGGAUUGCUGGACAAGGGCAGAGAAAAUGUGAAGGACAUGGGAGUGAUCCUUGGUGAAGCUCUCCAGGCAACGACUCAGGAACGGGAGGCAGAGGUCUCAGAGAAGCUUAACAAGCUGGUUGAGGAGACAAGCCAAGAGGUGGCUGACGUCAAGCGAGGCCUGGAAGUCCUGAAAAUCCGCUCGGAGGAGGAGGCCGCCAAGCAGCCCAACACCGCGCAGAUUAAGAUCAGGACGAACAUGCAGCAGGCCAUGGCCAAGAAGCAUCAGCAACUUUUGAUGGACUUCCAGAAGGCCCAGAUGGACUUUAAGCGGACCUUAGAGCAGCGGCAGCUGCGGGAGAUGCAAAUCCUCAUGCCAGAGGCCACAGAGGAGCAGCGGCAGGAGAUGGUGUCGGAGGGGCAAACCGUGGCGCUCAUGGUCGCUCAGAAGAUGGCCGGCACUCACGCGCUGCUUUUGGACGAGGUACGCCGAAUCCAGGAUAAGCACAAGGACAUCCUGCGCUUGGAGCAGAGCAUCGCAGACUUGGCGCAGAUGUUCGAAGAGAUGGCCGUUCUGGUGGAUGCGCAGGGCGAGGUGCUGGAUGCCAUCGAGGUGCACGUGAACAACACCAAGGGCUACACGGCCAAAGCAGAGAAGGAAUUGCACAAGACCCGGAAGUUGAUGCUUCAGGGUCGCAAGUGGAUGUGCUGCCUGUCAAUAUUCCUGCUUAUCGUACUACUUGUCAUUCUCGGCCCGAUUCUCAUUAGAUGAGUGCCAUCAAGCUUGGCCACGUCUGGAGCGCAGGCACAGCCACUCACGCAGUGUGUACAGUGUGCCUUGGUAAGCUUCUGGAAACCCAGAAGCCAGAGUUUGGACGAGAUGUUCCUGAGAGGCAUUUUGAAGUCGAC
Molecule: messenger RNA, 1157 nt
Organism: Effrenium voratum
Lineage: Eukaryota; Dinophyceae; Suessiales; Symbiodiniaceae
Source: the annotation of a GenBank genome assembly